Molecule: messenger RNA, 4154 nt
Organism: Cajanus cajan (pigeon pea)
Lineage: Eukaryota; Viridiplantae; Streptophyta; Magnoliopsida; Fabales; Fabaceae
Gene: EMB976
Product: Tetratricopeptide repeat (TPR)-like superfamily protein
Biological process (GO): mitochondria-nucleus signaling pathway; chloroplast-nucleus signaling pathway
Cellular component (GO): chloroplast
Molecular function (GO): protein binding
Source: RefSeq, a predicted model, not a curated record
GGUUUGGUUACUUGUUAGAGCUACACCAAAAUGGAGUGUUUGAAAUCCCCUUUCAUAUUCUCCACUCCACUUGUCCCUCCGCCUUUCAAGAAGAAGAAACCCCGUCACGUUCUCAUCCGCUGCUCCGUCCAGCGCGACCCAUGGUCCCCGAGCUCCGGCGACCCCGCGCGGCCCAAGCCCAGGACGAGGAGCCCGAAGAAGCCGCUGUCGGACGACAACGCGCGGCGCAUCAUAAAGAGCAAGGCGGCGUACCUGAGCGUUCUGCGGCGGAACCAGGGCCCGCAGGCGCAGACCCCGCGGUGGAUAAAGAGGACCCCCGAGCAGAUGGUGCAGUACCUGCAGGACGACCGCAACGGCCACUUGUACGGCAGGCACGUCGUCGCCGCCAUCAAGAGAGUCCGCUCUCUCUCUCAGAGACACGACGGAGACUACGACAUGCGGAUGGAGAUGGCUUCCUUCGUCGGCAAGCUCACCUUCAAGGAGAUGUGCACUGUGCUCAAGGAGCAAAAGGGGUGGAGGCAGGUCAGAGACUUCUUUGCUUGGAUGAAAUUGCAGCUGAGCUACCGUCCAAGUGUAAUUGUCUACACAAUAGUGUUGCGCCUGUAUGGCCAAGUUGGAAAGCUGAAACUGGCUGAGGAGAUCUUCUUGGAGAUGCUUGAUGCAGAUUGUGAGCCUGAUGAAGUUGCUUGUGGUACCAUGCUUUGUUCAUAUGCCAGAUGGGGACGUCAUAAGGCUAUGCUGUCCUUUUAUUCCGCUGUAAAAGAAAGGGGAAUAUUUCUCUCUGUUGCUGUCUUCAACUUUAUGUUGUCUUCUUUGCAAAAGAAAUCACUCCAUAGAGAGGUUGUAGAGGUGUGGAAGGAUAUGUUAGAAAAAGGGGUGAUACCUAAUAGUUUUACUUAUACAGUCGCCAUCAGCUCUCUUAUCAAAGAAGGGCUGCACGAAGAUGCUUUCAAGACUUUUGAUGAGAUGAGGAAUAAUGGAAUUGUUCCCGAGGAGGUAACUUAUAGCCUUCUUAUAAAUUUAAAUACUAAAAUUGGCAACAGAGAUGGAGUCCAAAGACUGUAUGAGAAUAUGAGGAUUCAAGGAAUAAUUCCUAGUAAUUACACUUGUGCUUCACUUCUAUCUUUGUAUUACAAAUAUGAGGACUACCCUAGAGCCCUGUCCCUUUUUUCAGAAAUGGUACGCAAUAAAAUUUCUGCUGAUGAAGUCAUAUAUGGUUUGCUUAUAAGAAUUUAUGGCAAACUUGGUUUGUAUGAGGAUGCUCACAAAACAUUUGAAGAGACAAAGCAGCGGGGCCUACUCAGUAGUGAGAAAACAUAUUUGGCAAUGGCACAAGUCCAUCUUACUUCAGGAAAUGUAGACAAAGCCUUGGAAGUUAUUGAACUCAUGAAGUCUAGCAACCUAUGGCUCUCUCGAUUUGCUUAUAUUGUGCUGCUGCAGUGUUAUGUGAUGAAAGAAGAUGUAAUAUCUGCUGAAGGAACAUUUGUAGCUCUCUCCAAGACAGGACCACCUGAUGCUGGUUCUUGUAAUGAUAUGCUCAGUCUGUACAUGGGACUUAAUUUGAUGAAUAAGGCUAAGGAGUUCAUUGUCCGAAUAAGGGAGGAUGGGACACAUUUUGACAAGGAGCUUUAUAGAACAGUUAUGAAAGUUUAUUGUAAGGAGGGAAUGCUGCCAGAAGCUGAGCAGUUGACAAAUCAGAUGUUUAAGAAUGAAUCUUUUAAAAAUGACAAGUUCUUGAUGACAUUUUAUUGGAUUCUUUGUGAACAUAAGGGGGAUGCGCAAUCUGAUAAUGAACUUGCGGCCAUUGAGCCUGUUGACAAAUUUGAUGCUACAGCUCUAGGGCUGAUGCUCAGUUUAUACCUGACAAAUGGAAGCUUCAACAAAACUAAAAUAUUACUGAAGUUGUUGGGUUAUGCUGCUGGGGGUUCAAAAAUUGUUAGUCAGCUCAUCAUCAGCUUGUCUAAAGAUGGAGAAAUCAGUAAAGCAGAAUUGCUUAACCAUCAAUUAAUUAAGCUUGGCUGCAGAAUGGAAGAAGCCACUGUAGCAUCUCUAAUUAGCCAUUAUGGCAAACAACAAAUGCUGAAACAAGCGGAAGAUAUCUUUGCAGAAUAUGUAAAUUCUCCCACAUCUAGUAAACUACUGUAUAACUCUAUGAUCAAUGCAUAUGCCAAAUGUGGUAAACAAGAAAAAGCAUAUUCACUAUACAAACAAGUAACAGAGGAAGGAUGUGAUUUGGGUGCUGUUGGAAUUAGCAUUGCCGUAAAUUCUUUGACCAAUGGAGGAAAACAUCAGGAGGCAGAGAAUAUUGUUCGCAGGAGUCUUGAAGAAAAUUUGGAGCUUGACACUGUGGCUUAUAAUACCUUUAUCAAAGCCAUGCUUGAAGCAGGAAAAUUGCAUUUUGCAUCCAGCAUUUUUGAGCGCAUGUGCUCCUCUGGUUUUGCUCCAUCAAUUGAAACAUUCAACACCAUGAUAAGUGUCUAUGGACAAGACCAAAAGUUGGAUAAAGCAGUGGAGAUUUUCAACAAAGCUAGCUCAUUUGGUGUCUCUUUGGAUGAAAAAACAUACAUGAAUUUGAUUGGCUACUAUGGGAAAGCUGGUAUGAUGCUUGAAGUUUCACAGUUGUUCAGUAAAAUGCAGGAAGAAGGUAUAAAACCUGGAAAGGUGAGUUACAAUAUCAUGAUCAACGUCUAUGCUAAUGCUGGAGUUCUUAAUGAAACGGAGAAACUUUUCCAGGCCAUGCAGAGACAAGGUUGUUUGCCCGAUUCUUUCACGUAUCUUUCCCUUGUCCAAGCAUAUACAAGGAGCCUGAAUUAUUCUAAAGCGGAGGAAACCAUACAUGAUAUGCAGAGCAAAGGCAUUCCACCAUCUUGUGUUCAUUUUAAUAUUUUACUCCACGCUUUCACAAAAGCUGGGUUGAUUGAUGAAGCCAAGAGGGUUUAUGACAAGCUAUCUACUUUUGGUUUAAUUCCUGAUCUCGUAUGUUACCGAACAAUGCUGAAUGGUUACCUGAAAUGUGGAUGUGUGAAGGAAGGAAUAAACUUUUUCGAAAGUAUAUAUGAAUCAACAAAAAGCGACGGGUUUAUCCUGAGUGCAGCUGUGCAUUUUUACAAAUCUGCGGGAAACGAAAGCAAAGCUGAAGAAAUAUUAAGUUCAAUGAACAACUUGAGGAUCCCAUUCCUCAAGAAACUAGAAGUUGGAUCAGGUGAAAGAUUGAAAACUCCAUGAGAUGUAGUGCAUGUUUGGUUUUAUUUCCUUGAUCAACAUUCUUUUGUGAUUCACGCAACUAAAAGUUGCGUUGGGUGAUCCGUGUCCAGCUCACAUACUGUGAAUCCACGUAUAGAUAAACUACUUCUGUCGGAAAUACUUGGGCUUUAGAAGCAUGAUGAUGAAAAAAGAGACGGUUAAGAAAAAAACAUAUAAAUCUAAUCAAGCUGGUAAUGGUGAUGGUGGAGGCUGCUGCAUGAUGCUGCCAACGAUGAUUGGUUCAGAAGUACUUUUGCCCGUGAUGAGGACCUAAUACAAUUAAAUGCAGUGUGCCUCAGUCAAUUAAAUCUUGCGCUUGGACCCAGGGUAAACAUUUGCUAUUAUCAAAGGAAUGGACUACAGAGGAUAUUGGAAGUGUUUGUUAGGGUACUUCCAGUGACAGCAUUUGGGUUUCGUGUAUAACUGACUUGACUUGCCCCUUCUCUUUUUCUCACUAUUUGACCGGGGUACAAGAUUUUGUUCCUUAUUGUAGUGUAUACUGCUUCAAAUAAUGUAUAGAAUCAUAGGAAAAUUUAACUUGAUGUAUCAAUGGCUGUUAUACCUUAAAUCUUCCGCUGUUACUACCUUCUGUGGGAUUUUUGAUGCGUGAGGUGCUCCACCCGAAUAGGAAAAGAUAUAUAAGGGGCAAGACAAUUCCUAUAUUCUAUUUAGAUUUUUGAGAGACCUGCUGUGGGUUCGAAUUAAUUUGAAAGCAGGGCAAGAAAAGUUGAAUAACCAGCUUAGAUUUUUCCACUUGCUCUAGAAUUUACAGACCUUCUGCCGGCUUUUGCUCAGUUACUAAAUACUAUGGUGAAAGAUUAUUGUUAAUUAAAUAGUAAUGCAACUUGGAUGAUGGGAGUAAAUUUGUAGGGCACAUUUUCCUUAAAGGAUGGUGUUCAAAUUUUAUUAAA